UUGUCCGAAGUUCUUGGUUUGUCACAGAGGAAAUUAAAAUGAUAAAAUUAAAAUCAUAGAUUAUAGUAAAAUAUAAUUGAAAUUGUGUGACCAUGUAAUAUGAGACGCUGUAAUAAUUAAUUUAAUUUGAAACCACUUUGGGGUUUCAAAGCAAAGCAUAGCGCUUCAACUACUUAACUCCUUCAAGCAGGUGUAAACAAACGAAAAUGAGUCAUUAUUGUUUUUAAUUCUAUUCAGUACGAUUUCAACGUUGAGGCGUGAUCGUGGCGUACACACUGAUGUGAUGUUUUUAAACUGAUUCCAAAGAUAAUAAUAAAAAAUAAAGCUACUUUGCAGACUGCAAAAUGGCAUUUCCAAACCAACUGCCACCGCCGCCCGCGCAGACGAUGGGCUCGUCCAACACAGUCUUCAUUACGGAGACACGACUUGACCUGUCCUAUCUGACCACUCCCUCUGGUAUCAUCAAAGCUGUAGUGAUUGCAUUCAACAUAAUCAGUUUCAUCUGCAUUGUCUCCUCCGCGUUCAGUUCUAACGGUCGUGGUGUCUACUUCUGCAUAGUGGUGUUCUGUGCGUUCCUGUUCACGGGCACCAUGCUGAUUCUCUACUUGUACCACGCGGUAGAGAAGUACCACAACAUCAAGUGGCUGAAGAUUGAGAUGAUCACGUACAUAGUGUUCGUGUUCCUGUACCUUAUAGCUGCAACGGUGGCCGUUGCUUUUGGAUCAGCGGCUUAUUCAGCAGCUGGGUUCUUCGCGUACCUAACGAUGGUGCUAUACGGAAUAGACGCUUUCUUGAAAGCGCGUGCGCUUCGCGACGGCCAGCUGGCUCAGGGGCACCGGACUGUCUCCAAACAGGUCCACAUGGUCACUCCGCCGGCGAUGCCUUAGCAUCGAUAGUGGAAAAAAGUCUGAAGAUAUUUUUUAACGUAAGCCAAAGUGUGAACCUUUAUAAGUUCACGGACUUAUUAUACAUAGUUGUAUAUAAAAUAGUCGAGAAUUAAGAAGCUCGGUUUAAUUUUUAAAAAUUAAAAAGGGCUUAGCUUUUAUUGUAAGUAUGCGUACCUAAUCACUUGUGUUAACGUUUAAUUUCGAAGGCAAUACCAAGAUGUUGCUCAAAUUUAGUAUCUAAUUGUUUGUUUUAUGCCAAAAUCUAGGAAGACAAUGAUUGAAAUAAUAAUGUUACAAUUAAAAAAAAUUGGUAUGAAAAGGCCCUUAACAAAACUGCAAUUUGAGGGAUUAAGGUUAAAUAUUGGAUUUAAAAAGUUGAGUGGUAUCAACUGCGCAUACGUCUAUUGUGUAUAAUAUAAAUAUGUUAGACGAAUUACCUAGACGAACGUAUCUUGAUCAAAUUAAGGACGUCCUGGCAAAGGGUUAGGUCAAGAGUACCCGAAACCGCCGAGCUUGCAUGAAGAGAGUUAUGAAUUUGGAUGAAGCGAAGGAAGUAUGCGCAGAGAUCGGUGGCAAGUGGAAAGAUGUGGUCUCUGCCUACCCCUCCGGGAAAGAGGCGUGAUUUUAUGUAUGUAUGUAUGUAAAAAUACGUUAGUUAUAUUGUAGACAAAUUUGUAUAUCGAGCACGGCAGCUUGGAAGAACCUCAAAUCUCAAGUUACUCUAUAUGCUUGUCCAGAUAUCAAAACCUUAUCGCGUUCCAAUAUUGGAUAACGCCAUCUAUGAUUAUAAAAGUGAACUAAAGUUUAACAUUUGUUUAAACCAAAAUUGAAUAUACAUAUAUAACUUACAUAUUUAUAUGAAUGUUACAAAUGAAAUAUAUUUGUAAUACAUGUAUAUUGCAUAAAAUUCUUGUAUAUUACAAACGUUGGUGCGACCUCGUGACAAAGUCAUUAGACGUAUAAAGGCAUUGUAUAUGUAUAUAUUUCUCAAACAUUUACAUAGAACUGUUGAUGACAUAAGACUGUUCCUAAGGCUUCGUAAAAAUUCGUUUCGAUUUGUGUUUAAUAAUAGUAAUUUUUUAAUGAUGCAAUCUACAUAUUAUGUGAGUUGCUGGUACAUUUGAAGCGGUAAUUUUAGUACAUCGAGAAAUGUAGAUAUAUAUUUUUUUUAGGUUAGGAUCAAUAAGGAAAAUAUACUUCUUCCUCCUAGCGCUAGUCCCGGUCACAUCAUCACAUUUGGCUUAAUGAUAGAAUUAAAAUUCAAAUAGUGUCAGGUUGCUAGCCCAUCGCCUAAGAAAGAAUCCAAGAUUGUAAGCCUACCCCUUAGUCGCCUUUUACGACAUCCAUGGGAAAUAGAUGGAGUGGUCCUAUUCUUUUUUGUACUGGUGCCGGGAACCACACGGCACCAGUAGAUACAAUAAAGAUAAUAUCAUAUUGUGCAUGUAUGCUAUAUGCUUCAUGUUAAACUCAAGGUUGUCGCCGAUAGGAAUUUAGGCCGACGUGAUUUGUUUAUCUGUGGUUUGUGGUAGCGUAGUGCAUACUAUUGUUUUAUUCAUUAACUAGAGGCCGCCCGCGAGUUCGUCCGCGUGGAAUCAACCACGCGGGAACUCCGGGAUAAAAAGUAUAUGCCUAUAUGUUUUUCUGGGUCUUCAGCUACCUAAAUACCAAAUUUCGUCGUAAUCGGUUCAGUAUAGCUCAGCUGUUGGGCUUGAUGAGAGAAUUGAAUUGAAUAAUCAUUGAAUAUUUCUAAUAAUUAUUAUAAUAUAUGUAUAUAUAUUGUUGUGGUGCUUGAAUAUGUUUUUUAUGUCUGACAAUAACCUGCUGUCCUUUAGAAGAUAUUUUGAAAAAGAUAUACAUAUGAAGCUGAAAGUCAAAUAUCGCACAUCAAAUGAGAUUAUAGCUUUGCCGCUAGAUAUUUUAUUAUUGUAAAAAAUAAAAACGAACUGCAGACAUUCUCAUUACCUCUUCCUUUGUUUGACGUCAUCACCCGAUGGUCAAGGCCGAUCAAGGUCAUUGCCGAUGAAGUGUAUUUGUUAUAAAUAGCAUAGUUUAGUCAUGUCAUUGGGGUAUCGAUACAAUGCUCUCCUGUAGUCAACGGUACAUCAAAUUUACUGGAAAUUCGCCUAAAUCACCGCGUCAUCUGUUUCUAUCCGGGUAACUUGAUAUGCGGUUGACUGUACCUACUACCUAUUUAAAACAAUAUUAUUUAGAAAAAUACGAAACAGCACAAGUGAUUUAUUAAUUUAAAUACAAGGGUUCUUUAUUGAUUAUGGAAACCCUUAAAAAAAGGAAUUACUUGUAUGUCAGUAUUUUUGUUGUUAGUUUUAAAUAACCCACCUAUAUGUUAGAGAAAUAAAAAAAUAUUGUUCAUUAUGUUUAGGUGUAAUAUUUGUACUAAUAGCCAGAUUAUGCCUGAGGCCAUUGACCUGUGUGAACAGUGGAUUUAUAUUAAAGGGUACUAGGACCUAGGACCUCAAAUUAAGGCGGUCUACCGCAACCGUUUAUCGGUCAUACGCUGUUAACGUCUCAUCUCUAUUUAGCCUAUAAAUUUUACGAAAGUGGACUUCUACCACCCACUGUACCUACAAUCAAUGUGGUUAAUCCUUUUACUUAGACAGCGUAUCACAUCUUAUAUGUCGGCUAUAUCCAAAUCAAUGACGCUAAAUGUGACAUAUACCUAUACGUGUAAGUAGCAUAGCACGCGCUUUACUAUCGAUGUCCCGCUUCACGUCAUAAUAAAUAGUGAAACGGCGAUAGUUUUUCGCGCCAAAAAAAUGGGGUUGCCCGUGCCAUGCUACCGAGGCUGCAGUCAGUACCAACCAUUAGGUAGGUAUAUUGUAAGGAAUGCGAUAUGGGCCAUAGGUCAAUGUCCUUAAUUGGCAUUAUUAUUGGGCACUUAUUAUUAUCAAUUGUUUUUUUCUUGUUACCUCGUUGUGUACUUAUGUAAGUUUUAAUCUUUUGUGAUAUAUGUAAUUUAUUAUGAUCACAAUGUUAGGAUAUUUUUUAAACCUACAUUGUUUAUUUAUUAAUAAGAUUUUUAAAUAUUUUAGAUGUAUUAGUUUUUUAAAUCAGAAUUAUAUAUUUAUCUUAUAUGUAUUGCGAUAUUGGUAUACAUAUAUAAUGUGGAAAAAUCUCAAGUGAGGUUUUAUGUGACUAGCCUUAUUAAAAUUAGCACCGACAUAUUGUGUAUUUUGUCAAAUAUAAUAAUCAUGUUAUGUUGUUUGUCAGUUGUUAACGACUUCCAUGAAUGAGCUAAAACAGUACUACCGUUUUUUUUUUUAAAUUAACACCUAUUUACCUGCGCAGAAGUCUGAUUUUUGUAUGGCGCAGAAACAUUUGAGCCUCUCGAAGCGCGCCCAAUGAACUAUCCGCUAUUAUGAGUGAGAUAGCAGAAGAAAUUGUGUUUUUGGAUUUAACAUUUAUUGUUCAUGUAAUAAGGUCGUUGUUUCUUUGAGGUUACAUUCGGUUUGAAUCGGCGAUAGGUUUGUCAAAUUCGACUUAUAAAUGUGGUAGUACUGUAGUACGUUGUAUGCACCUUAAGCAUACAGGUUAGUCUUAACUUGAUACUGAUAUAAUAUUGCUCGAAAUAUUACGCUGCUCAUUCUUGUAAUGUAUGCCUGCUCAUAAUCGUGCCAACGGAAUAGCAGAAAAAGAUUGGUCAUGUAUUCGAAUGGGUCCUACAUAUAUACAUAUAAUCACGUCUAUGUCCCUUACGGUUCAGACAGAAAUAAAAUUAUUUGCGAAUAUAUAAUUUUGAUCAAUCGACCACAUUUUUCUUUAUUAAAAGGACAUGUAAAGUGCACUUUGUAUAGUGUGCACAUUGUAUAACUGUUACUGAAGAUAGUAUUUUCUUAUUGUAUAUGUAUCACAUAUUUAUAUUUUCGUACACGUCAAAUUUUAUUUAUUUAUGUGUCAAAUAAAAUGCAUAAAUCGUC
Molecule: messenger RNA, 4822 nt
Organism: Amyelois transitella
Lineage: Eukaryota; Metazoa; Arthropoda; Insecta; Lepidoptera; Pyralidae
Product: CKLF-like MARVEL transmembrane domain-containing protein 4
Exons: 6
Coding region: 345-887 (180 amino acids)
Cellular component (GO): membrane
Source: RefSeq, a predicted model, not a curated record